GAGGUCUUGCGUAGUAAAUAGCUGUCAUUUGGCGGGAGAAUUCUUAAUCCCUAUUUCCAGUGCUAAAAAUCAAACCCCUCUUUAUAAUUUCUCUCCCGAAAUCGAAAUCGCAGUGUUGCAGUCCUGCAGAAGAAGCUCUAGGUCAUGGAAGAUCCAGCUCCACCCUCCUCCGAAGCCUCCACGCGCCGCCCCAAGAGGGGAAGGCCUCCGAAGCAACGCCUAAAGGAAAACGACGCCGCCGAGCAAGCUGAGCGAGAGAGCUCGCCGGAUGAUUUAGAAGAGCCACGCCCGAGACCCAAGCGGAAUCGUGCUCACGAAGGAACUUCCAGUAUGGCUGCCAAACUCGCUGAACAGACCUUGAUUGAGGCGGUCAACGGUAACGGCAAACUGAUUCCUCAUGUGGUCAAAUUUUGGGUCGAACGCUAUGAAAAGGAUCCGAAACCUGCCAUGUUUGAACUCUUGACUAUGCUGUUUGAGGCAUGUGGAGCCAAGUAUUGUGACAGGAGUGAUCUACUGGAUGAUACUGAUGUUGAUGAUGUUGUAGUUGCUCUUGUCAACUGUUCUAAAAGGGGUGAAGUUGAAGAUUAUCUAAAUUCCAAAAAGAAGGAUCAUAAAAACUUCAAAGAGAAUCUAAGUUCAUUCUGGGAUAACUUGGUUCGUGAAUGCCAGCACGGACCAUUGUUUGACCAGGUUUUAUUCGACAAGUGCAUGGACUAUAUCAUUGCACUGUCAUGCACCCCUCCGAGAGUUUACCGUCAAGUUGCUUCAUUGAUCGGUCUUUGGUUGGUCACCUCAUACAUAACUAUUGCGAACAUGCUUGGUGCACAAAGAGAGACUACCCGUAGACAAUUGGAUGCUGAAAAAAAGAAAAAAUCCGAGGGGCCUCGGAUGGAAUCACUAAAUAAAAGGUUUUCGGAUACGCAUGAGAAAAUAACAUUGUUGGAGGAGAUGAUGCGCAAGAUAUUUACUGGCUUAUUUGUCCAUCGCUACAGAGACAUUGACCCCAAUAUUAGAAUGUCAUGCAUUGAGUCACUGGGUGCAUGGAUCCUGUCAUACCCAUCCCUUUUCCUGCAGGAUUUGUACUUGAAAUAUCUUGGUUGGACCCUGAAUGACAAAAAUGCUGGUGUGAGAAAGGCUUCUAUAAGCGCUCUGCAAAAUCUUUAUGAGGUGGAUGAUAACGUGCCAACACUUGGUUUAUUUACUGAAAGAUUUUCUGGCCGGAUGAUUGAGCUUGCUGAUGACAUUGAUGUUUCUGUAGCCGUUUCUGCCAUAGAUCUUGUUAAACAACUGCUAAGACAUCAACUUAUUCCUGAAGAUGACUUGGGUUCUUUGUAUGAUUUGUUGGUUGUUGAUCCCCCAGAGAUCAGGCAUGCCAUUGGAGGAUUAGUGUAUGAUCACCUGAUUGCUCAAAAAUUUAAUAGCUUCCAAUCAGGAUCAAGAGGUGAAAAUGACAAUUCUUCUGAGGUCCAGCUUAAGAGAAUGUUGCGAAUUCUGGAGGAGUUCCCUCAAGAUCAAAUUUUGAGUCUAUAUGUGAUUGAUGAUGUAUGGGAUUACAUGAAAGCUAUAAAGGAUUGGAAGUGUAUUAUAUCCAUGCUCCUUGAUGACAAUCCAUUGCAUGAGCUCUCUGAUAGUGAUGCAACAAACUUGGUGCGGCUCUUGUGUGCAUCUGUGAAAAAGGCUGUUGGAGAGAGGAUUCUUACUGCUACUGAUAAUAGAAAGCAAUACUUCACCAAAGCCCAAAAAGAAGUGUUUGGAAACAAUAAACAGGAUAUAACUGUUGCUAUGAUGAAAAGUUACCCAUUACUCUUGCAGAAGUUUAUUUCAGACAAGGCAAAAGUGUCAUCGCUGGUUGAGAUUGUUUUGUAUAUGAACCUUGAGUUGUAUUCCUUGAAGAGGCAAGAACAGAAUUUCAAAAAUGUCCUCCAGCUCAUAAAAGAGGCAUUUUUUAAGCAUGGUGACAAGGACACUCUAAGAGCUUGUGUGAUGGCAAUCAACUUUUGUUGCAUAGGAAGUCAAGGGGAGUUGCAAGAUUUUGCGCGUAAUAAAUUAAAGGAACUUGAGUAUGAAGUUAUUACUAAGCUGAAAUCUGCAAUUAAAGAAGUAGUGGAUGGUGGUGAUGAAUAUUCUCUUCUUGUAAACUUGAAGAGGUUGCAUGAACUCCAAGUGUCUAGAUCUGUGCCUAUUAAUAUCCUAUAUGAAGACAUUGUCAUGGUGCUACGUGAAUUUAGGAAUUUGGAGGAUGAGGUCGUUUGUUUCCUUCUUCUGAACUUGUAUUUGCAUCUGGCUUGGGGUGUGCAGUCUAUAAGAAAUGAAGAAAAUAUUUCUACAGCAUCCUUAACUUCUCUCGUUUCUAAGCGUGAUACCUUGUUACAAGAACUUGAAUACUUUCUCAACUUGGCUCCUGACAGCAAGGAAGGGGGUAAACUUGGAAGUGAACUUGCUUGCAGGGUAUGCUGUAUACUUGCAGAAAUGUGGAUCGUAUUUAGGACAUCAAAUUUCAGCAAGACAAAGCUGGAAAGGUUAGGAUAUCAGCCAGAUGCUCACGUGCUUCAAAAGUACUGGGAACUUUGUCAACAACAGCUUAAUAUUUCAGAUGAGGCAGACGAUGAAGAUGUUAACAAAGAGUAUGCUGAGGAGACAAAUAGAGAUGCUGUUAUGAUUGCUGCUGGAAAGCUUAUCUAUAGUGAUGUUGUUCCAAAGGAGUACCUUGCUUCUGAGAUUGUUUCUCAUUUUUUAAUGCAUGGGACAAGUGUGUCUGAGAUUGUAAAGCAUCUGAUCACAGUUCUAAAGAAAAAAGAUGCUGAUCUGGCUACCAUUUUUGUGGAAGCACUUAAAAAGGCAUACCAUAGGAGUGAGAAUGUUUCCGCAGAAAACAACUCUUUCUCAGAAUGUAAAAAUCUGGCUGCUCAGCUUUCUGGAACAUUUAUAGGUGCCGCCCGGAACAAGCACCGGUCAGACAUUUUAAAAAUUGUCACCCGUGGUAUUGAAUAUGCUUUUGCAGAUGCUCCAAAACAGUUGUCUUUUCUGGAAGCGGCAGUACUCCAUUUUGUGUCAAAACUCCCUGCACCAGAUGUGUUGGAAAUUAUGACGAAUGUUCAGACACGAACAGAAUAUGUCAAUACAGAGGAAAAUCCCAGUGGCUGGCGGCCCUAUCAUACGUUUAUUGAUAACUUGAGAGACAAGUAUGCAAAGAAUGAAGGCUUUCAAGAUGAGAAAGAAGGGGUUUCUAUUAGGCGUAGGGGUCGUCCCCGUAAAAGGCAAAACAUACCAGCAAAGAAGCUUUUUGAUGAUCAGAGUUCAAGUGAAGAUGAGGAUUCCAUUAGUGCAUCCGAGCAAGAUGGAGGGAGGCAAGAGGAGGACGAUGAAGAUGCUCCUUUGAUACAAUCAAUCAGAUCAUCAUCUAAGUUAAGGUCGCUUGGAGUCUCUAGGGAGGAAAGCAAAGGGGCCUCAAGCUAGCUUCGCGAAGUUGUAGGUGACGAGUGUAUUUGGAAAUGGAUUCUGCAUGUAUUGAUUACUAUAGUUGUUAAGUUUAGGAAUGCUAGUAUGUAAUUCGACUUGCUGAUUGUAUAUGAUAAUUGUACUAAAAAGAUUGCUAGCUUUACAUUAUGGUUGUCACCAUUAUCUGAUCUUAUACUGAAAAUUAUGAAGUAUAGCGCUUUUGUGAUUUGAUCUCA
Lotus japonicus is the source of this 3674-nucleotide messenger RNA. Its product is annotated as sister-chromatid cohesion protein 3. Gene Ontology annotation, molecular function: chromatin binding. Bases 145 to 3456 code for a protein of 1103 amino acids. Gene Ontology annotation, cellular component: cohesin complex; chromatin; nucleus. The record is from RefSeq and is a predicted model, not a curated record. Gene Ontology annotation, biological process: sister chromatid cohesion. The transcript has 22 exons. Lineage: Eukaryota; Viridiplantae; Streptophyta; Magnoliopsida; Fabales; Fabaceae.